CAUGCGGCUGAAAGGCGCAUUGAUGCAGCCGGCGGUGGCCUCGGAGCGCGGCGGGGCCGGAUUGUGAUCACGUCCCGGCUCCCGGGUCGUCGCCUCCUCCUCCUCCUCGCCUGCUCUGCGCGUCCCGGGGCCGCCGCGCGCCAUGCGCCUCCAGGGCCCCGCCACCGCCUCCCCGCAGCGGCUCCUCGGCCUCCUGCUGCUCCUGCUGCUGCAGCUGCGGGCGCCGUCGAGCGCCUCCGAGACCCCCAAGGGGAAGCAAAAGGCUCUGCUCCGGCAGAGGGAGGUGGUGGACCUGUAUAAUGGCAUGUGCUUACAAGGGCCUGCGGGGGUGCCUGGGCGAGAUGGGAGCCCUGGGGCCAAUGGCAUCCCUGGUACCCCUGGGAUCCCAGGUCGAGAUGGAUUCAAAGGAGAAAAGGGGGAAUGCCUGAGGGAAGUCUUUGAGGAGUCCUGGACACCUAACUAUAAGCAGUGUUCGUGGAGUUCACUGAAUUAUGGCAUAGACCUUGGAAAAAUUGCGGAGUGUACAUUCACAAAGAUGCGUUCGAACAGCGCCCUAAGAGUUUUGUUCAGUGGCUCGCUUCGGUUAAAAUGCAGAAGCGCAUGCUGUCAGCGUUGGUAUUUCACAUUCAAUGGAGCUGAAUGUUCAGGACCUCUUCCUAUUGAAGCCAUAAUUUAUUUGGACCAAGGAAGCCCUGAACUGAAUUCGACAAUUAAUAUUCAUCGCACUUCUUCUGUGGAAGGACUCUGUGAAGGAAUUGGUGCCGGACUAGUAGACAUUGCUAUCUGGGUUGGAACUUGCUCAGAUUACCCGAAAGGAGAUGCCUCUACGGGGUGGAAUUCAGUGUCUCGUAUCAUUAUUGAAGAGCUGCCAAAAUAAAUCCUUUCGUUUUUGUUCCCUACCUCUCUUGUAUUAUACCUUUGAAUGGUUCAUUUUAGUGACCCCUUAUAUAAUUUUUAUGUGUACAUCAGAAUGAAAAAACAAAACUAAAUGUGUUUACACACCAAAGUGUGAUUUCACACUGUUUUUAGAUCCAGUAUUCAUUUUCCUUCCAUCAAAACUGGUUUUGGGAUUUUUGUAGAAAAUUAAAAUACUUUCUUCAUAUUCCCAUUCCCUGAACCUAUAAUUUGGAAUGUUAUUGCGGUCUCCGUUUCUUUCCUGUUCUCUUAGUGUAGCACUUUUUAAAAUAUAAAAGCUACCAGUCUUUGUAUAAGUUGUAAAUGUUCAGAAUUGUUUUAUAUCUGUGAAAUAAAACUUAUUUCAAACAAC
Balaenoptera musculus (blue whale) is the source of this 1267-nucleotide messenger RNA. RefSeq names its product collagen triple helix repeat containing 1 (gene CTHRC1). The record is from RefSeq and is a predicted model, not a curated record. The transcript is spliced from 4 exons. The coding region runs from base 143 to 877 and encodes 244 amino acids. NCBI's taxonomy places the organism in Eukaryota, Metazoa, Chordata, Mammalia, Artiodactyla, Balaenopteridae.